Molecule: messenger RNA, 387 nt
Organism: Phycomyces blakesleeanus NRRL 1555(-)
Lineage: Eukaryota; Fungi; Mucoromycota; Mucoromycetes; Mucorales; Phycomycetaceae
Exons: 5
Coding region: 1-387 (128 amino acids)
Source: RefSeq, a predicted model, not a curated record
AUGCUCAAAGAAGUGGUGGCAACUCCCCAACUUGAGGAUAUAUUCACCAACAUCUGCUCACAACAACUUCCUCGCCUUCUUUCGUACUUUCCAGCUCCUAGAAAAACUUGGGCGUCAAUACAUCAACAGCUUUCCUCUUUGCCAACUCUGUUAAACCAAGAUGUUACCGAUACACCUCCAACCAACAAAGAUUCGAGCUUAAAAAUGAACAUGUCAUCUCCCGAACUUCAAGCUGAGUCAAUAACACCAAGUCUGACUGGUCAGUGGCAUUUGUUCCGCAAGUUUUACCUCUCCUCAUAUAUCAACAAAUCUAAAGCCAACGAACAUCCAGCCAAAUAUCUUCGUGCUGAAUUUGGUCCAGAUCGUGUCUUGGCCAUGGGAAACUAG